Lingula anatina is the source of this 6321-nucleotide messenger RNA. Its product is annotated as neural cell adhesion molecule 2. Gene Ontology annotation, cellular component: plasma membrane. Gene Ontology annotation, molecular function: protein binding. Gene Ontology annotation, biological process: homophilic cell-cell adhesion. The record is from RefSeq and is a predicted model, not a curated record. Lineage: Eukaryota; Metazoa; Brachiopoda; Lingulata; Lingulida; Lingulidae.
AUGCAAGCAUUCCUACAAAGGACAGGGAUUUACAUAUCUCGUGAGCCGUCAGGACUACUGUUACAAUUCAAGAAAGUGCGGAUGGAGGAUGCUGGACUUUACACCUGUAAAGGAACAAUUAAUGGGGCAACUUCUACCAAAUCAUUUACCUUGGAAAUCAACGAAAAUGUAAAGUUUGUAGACGUUCCUUCAUCCCAAAGGAUUGUAUUAAAUAGAGAGGGAUUUAUCAAGUGUGUUGUUACUGGCAGCCCAAGCCCCAGAGUUACAUGGGACUUCCAGCAGAAAGACAGCAAUACCAUUGUGGGGAUUACUUCAGGUUCCAAGUAUCAAUUUGAGGAGGGUGGGUUGCGCAUUACCAAUGUGACGUCAGUGAAUGAAGAAGGGUUUUAUAACUGCAAGGCUUCCCAGCCAGAACUGGCAGUGCUGGACUCCAGGAGAAUAUCUGUAGAAGUCAUUGUGCCCCCUGUCUGGAAAACCAAGCCCAAGUACACAGAAGGUGUUCUCAUGCAGGAAUACGGGCCUGACUUUGGAAAAACAGUUACAACAGUCUUAGAGGCUUUACUGAUUCCUGUAGUAGAAGUCUUGCAACAGUCCAGCGUCGCCUUAUUGCCUGAUAGUCCGGUAAUAAAGAAGAAUUUAGACAGCAACAUUGUAGUGACAUGUGAAGCACCAGGAGUGACGAGCCAGGAUCAAGUAGAUUUUCAAUGGUACCUUGGAAGUGACAUUAUUCCAGAGAGAGAAAUUACUUCAACUGUUAUACCUUUAGAGACAGGGAUUUACAUAUCUCGUGAGCCGUCAGGACUCCUGUUACAAUUCAAGAAAGUGCGGAUGGAGGAUGCUGGACUUUACACCUGUAAAGGAACAAUUAAUGGGGCAACUUCUACCAAAUCAUUUACCUUGGAAAUCAACGAAAAUGUAAAGUUUGUAGACGUUCCUUCAUCCCAAAGGAUUGUAUUAAACAGAGAGGGAUUUAUCAAGUGUGUUGUUACCGGCAGCCCAAGCCCCAGAGUUACAUGGGACUUCCAGCAGAAAGACAGCAAUACCAUUGUAGGGAUUACUUCAGGUUCCAAGUAUCAAUUUGAAGAGGGUGGGUUGCGCAUUACCAAUGUGACGUCAGUGAAUGAAGAAGGGUUUUAUAACUGCAAGGCUUCCCAGCCAGAACUGGCAGUGCUGGACUCCAGGAGAAUAUCUGUAGAAGUCAUUGUGCCCCCUGUCUGGAAAACCAAGCCCAAGUACACAGAAGGUGUUCUCAUGCAGGAAGUAAAGAUGUUCUGCAAUGCAACUGGAAAGCCCAAACCUUCCUACACGUGGUACAAGGGGUCUUCCCGGGACUCGACCGACUUCCGUGACAUCUCUCAGGAAUCCCGUAUCAGCAUGUACAGAGAGUCCGGAGAGCUUGUGAUCAGGAAUAUCCAGAGGCUGGAUGAAGGGCCUUACACCUGUGAGGCUGUGGUGGAUUUGGGUGACCCAGCCACCCCUGAUGAUGACGUCCUUGUGUCUGGGACGGCUAACCUGAAAGUUGUCAUUCCAGCCAUGAUUGAAAGACUUGAAAACAAGACAGUGAAGAAGGGGGACACGGUAGACCUGUUCUGCUCUGUGAUUGGGGACAGACCUAUGGAUAUCUCCUUCCACAAAGUGGGGAAUGCUGCCCCCUAUGUCUACCCCACCCAAGCAUCUGACUCUCGCAUCACCCUGGAGAAGAGCGAAAGUGGCGAAUACACAAGCCUGAAAAUGACCAUCACUGCCACAAAGGAGGAUGACCGUGGAAACUACACUUGCUUUGCGAAUAAUACGGGAGGAUUUGACAGGAGAAAUGGGACCAUCAUUGUGCACUAUAAACCAACAUUUGUGAAGAUGAAGGUGCCAGAUGUGAAGUAUCACUGGUUGGCCAGCCAGCCCUUCAAGAGGAACCUCACCUGCAUAGUGGAGGCGGAGCCUCUUCCUGGAUCCUGGAUUUGGUUCAGAAACAACCUUCCCAUCACACCCAAUGAGACUUAUGAAAUUCACAACAUGGGGCUUGUUAGUAACCUGUCUGUCACAGUGUUAAGUUCCAACAAGUAUUGGGUAUUUGGCGACUACCGGUGUAAUGCUUCUAAUGAUUACGGCAGGGACUCGCAUGAAAUCAGGCUCAAUGAAGCCACUGUCCCUGGUCCACCUGCGUCCAUUGAUGUACUGGGCAGUACCCCGACUACAGUCCAACUGUCCGUGUCCACCCCUUUGAACCAAGGAGGCCCCCCUGUCAGCGGAUACUUUAUUGUAUUUGGCACCAGUGACGCAGGAGAUGAAAAGACAAGCAACUUUAACCUAGGAGAUGAAAUAGUGAUAAGGGACCUGAGACCUGAUACAGCUUACAACAUCAGGGUAAUGGCCGUCAAUGAAGUAGGACAGGGUGAUCCAAAAGAGAUAGAAUCCCGAACAUUGGAAGUCAGUGUCCCUGAACCAGUCUCCAUCACCUCUCCCAAGAACAGUCCAGAUUCUGACAAAUACACAGUGGCCUGGGACAGGCCUCAGAACGGGGGAUCAGUGAUCGAAAGUUACACCAUCAAGUACAGGACGGUUGAAAUGGAGGAAGGUGCAGGAGAUGUCCCAAAUGUCAAGCCAGACUCUGAGGGAGAAUGGAAGACGGUAGAGGUUCUGAGGCCUGAACGAAGAGUGAUGACCCUUACUCAGCUUAACCCUGACUCUUGGUACGAGGUUCAAGUGUUGGCCAAUAACAACAAGGGGGCUUCUGAAGGACAGUCAGCAUUUUUCAAGACCAUGAAAGACCCCUACCAACCCACGGAUGGUACAGAACAACCCAACACCACGUUAAGUUAUGCUGCUGAGAACACUACGCUGAGCCUGGGUAAUCAGAGCACAGGAAGCACUCCCAGUUACACCACACCAAUACCAAUAGGUACCAAGGGAGCUGCAAAAACUGGUGCUUCAAAGAAAGAAGGCCUCUCAACGGGCGCCAUUAUUGGCAUAGUGAUUGCCAUCUUUUUCGUGCUCCUGAUUAUUCUUGACGUUUCUUGCUACUUCAUAAACAAUUGUGGCGUGCUCAUGUGCAUGUGCACUCAGCUCUGUGGCAAGAAAACACCUGCCGAUCCAGCUAAACAUAAAAAGGCUGCCGAUGUGGAGAAAGGAACUGGUGAUGAGAAACAAAACCUUAAAGAUGACAUGGAGACAGCUGAUCAAGAGGAUAAGAAGCCCGACGCUAGCCCAGAGGAGGUAGAACUCAAAGAGGAGACUCCCAAUGAAAAACCUGCAGAGAAGAUUGAUGAAGAAUCAAAGGCGUAGGAGAAAUAAAUGGAAAUCAAUCAGUUUGUGGCUGAUUGAACUUUGCUGGAAGUGUGUGAUGGGAAAAGAAGAAAAGGAAAAAUGCGUUGCCAUCCUUCCAGAUACUACAAAAAGAAAGAAAAAGAUGAAGGAUCAGAAAUGAUAUAAAUGUUAAUGUCUGGACCAAUUUUUAACUCUUUAUAGAAGAAAUCAAUUUUAACAGAACAAAAACAGUCAAUUUUGAGACUAGGGCUCCCAUCUAAAACUUGGAAUAAUUUUGUUUUGCUGACUGAGGAAGUACUCUUUUAUUAAGAAAACAAGGAAAGAUAUAUCCAAUUUUUCUUUAAAAUAUUGUUAAAAUCUCAAAUAUUUGGUGACAUUCCCAUUUAAGGUGAAACUAUUUUAGAUAAGGCAAUGAUGACAGUUUGUUCUUACUACAUUUCUGUUAAAAUAGACAACACACUCACACAUAGAUUUGAAAGGUGCCUAAAAGGUAAUUUGUGUCAGAACUGAAAAAAAAAAGUAUAUCUUUUGUUGCUUUUAUAAGGGCAUCACAGACUUUAUGGUUUUGAAAUAUUUAAUCACCAUUUUUCAUUUAGCCAAACCAAAGAAGAUUAAAAAUAAAAAACAGGGUAAACACAGUAAAUUGACAUUUUAAGACAUCACUAUCAGAAUAGGAGUUAUCUUAUUCAGGUAUUUACAUUUUAGGGUAAUAAGUGUACCUUUUGAAAUAUAUUCUUUAUUGAGAAUAUGAGAACAUUAGCAUAGAAUUUUGUUGGUAUCAAGUGCUUUAGUUUAGACAGGUAACCACAUAUUCUAAAGAACAUUUGAAAUUUUCCAGUCAUUGGUAAUUAUUGUGAAAAUGGUGAUUUGAGUUGUAGAAUGAACUGAAUUUGGGAGACCAUCAGCUUGAGAAGUGGAUCUGUCCUGUUUUGCUAUGGCUAGAAAACUGUAGGCUUCAGUCAAAACCCAAGCUUUAUGCUAGACAGGCGCAACUUUAAUAUGAAAGUUAUAUGUGCUGACUGUGCUGUUAGCAUUCUAUUUCCUAUGCAGUAUAACGUAUUUUGAAAUAGCUGGAAAGAAUGAUGAUAAUUAACAAACUGCUUGACCUGCUUCUCCAUAUGUAUUUUACAAACUUAUUUUACUCAGUAUAAGCAAAGGCCGCUUAUGUAGUUUUCAUUUCACUGUAACAACUUAUUUGUGUCAAGAAAGUGUUUGACAGUUUGAUAUAAAAUAGCACCAUAUAUGGUCAUUUACUUCUUGACUGGUGUUACUCAUAUGCUUAAGCAUGAAUGUUUUAUACAGCUAUAUUACAUCAAAGUGUACAAUUUUAGUUGAGAUUUACACAUACAGUUUAUGUCAGCUUUUUCAUUGUUGGACAUUAGUGUAAUGACAUUUUAAGUUUUUGUUCACAAGUAUUAGCAUUUUCCCUUACAUAUUUUGACAUCAUUGUCAUAAAUUGGAGCAGUGAAGAUAAAAAUUAUUAGUGUUUUACAAUGACUUUAGUACUUAGUUGAUAACAUUACCUCAGGCAGUGACUAGAGACACGUAGAUUAGUUCCACCUCAAAGCCAAGGUCACAUAGGAUGUCAUAGCACAUUUCCCGUGGUUAAGAUAGGUUGUACUGGUGCAGAUUCAGUUUGGUGCGUAUGUAGUACAAUCACGGUGGCUAGGGAUGAUUGCAAUAUAUCACAAUGCAUUUGCAGCAUGCUGCUAUGCAAUCAACUAUGGCUUACACAUGCUAUGUCCAGUGAUGCAGUAUGAAAUUCACUGGUGAUAUCACACCAUGCAUUAAACUGACUCUGACACAGUCAAUACUCAAAUCAGUUUGAGACAUUAGGAGGGUGGAAGUGACUUAAUUGGGCGUCUCAGGGGCCGCUUUCAUAUAAACGAACUUCAAACGAAAAAAAAAAAAUUAAAAAAUUGGUCUCAAUUCUCCAACCAAAGAUACCAGUCUGUUUUAUCCUAAGUUAAAUGAGAAGAAGCCUAAAAAAAUGAAAUAUUGAGCAAGUUUUUUUUUUUUUUUUUUUUUUUUUUUUUUUUUUUUUUUUUAAGAAAGACGUGGCUAAUGUUUUUUGACCAAUGGUUUCUUAAUUUUGGAAGAAUACUACAGUUUCUUUACCAACUUUCAGGCCUAAGAUUUUUGUGAAACCCAACUUAAAUAUAAACUUUGGUGCAAAUUUGCAAAUGGCCAAUGAACUCCUAACUUUGAAAAGUCACCCCUCUCUUUGUACAUUUUUGAAAUGCGACCUACAUGUAGUAUCUUCCAAUAAUUGUGCUUCUUUCAACUGGUUCUAUGAGAUAAUGUGUAAAUCCUUUCAAUUUGACCAAAGAUUUUUUUUUUUUUUUUUUUUUUAAGAACAAAAUCUUGCAAUGCUCUGACAGUAUAUCUUUGUAAAAACAAAGAUUGGCACAGUAUAUUUUGGUAAUCUAUUCAUUAGUUUAACGAAAUCAGGUUUCAUUGUAUAUAAGGUGACAGUAAUGGAAUUAACAUGGCCUUUGGUGCCACCGUUGUACCAGUAAUUGUACGUACUUUGCGGUCAUUGAUUAUAUGUUAUUGAUGUACAAAGCGUUUGUUGGUUUGAAAGGUUCUUAUUAGAUGUUAUAACAGUAGUGCUUUUGAUCAUGACAUUUUGUUAAAAAUAUUGUAAAUAUUUCUUCCGUGUGUUGCCAAAUAGCAAGGCCAUUGGAGGAUUGGUACUUUCUUUUUAAUCUUAUUGUCAGUAGGUAGGAAGGAGGGAAGAGUUCAGUCCUAAUUUUGUCAUAUUUUGUCAGAACAUCUGUGGUGCAAUUUUUUUUAAAAAACCUACUUGAUGAAUGGUCAUUUUUCUGGCUGCUUUUCUUAUAACCAUCCUGAAAAGUAAAAAAAAUUGAUGACAGAUCUAAUAGAAUCUAAAUCAUACUUUAACCUCCUUUGGUUUCCACAAUUUUGCUUUUGUGUAGGCAGGUGAAAUAAAGAUGAAUAUUGUGAGUGAGUUAUGGUGAACUCUUGGUUUAUCUGUUCUACCAUGAAAAUCUCCUUUGCCUUCAAUUGGUUGGUAAUAAAAGUUUGCCAGUAAGUGAU